AUACUAACUAGGAUGGCAGGGAAUACCUCAUCAAUCGCUCUUUCUGUGUCCAAAAAGCAUGUAAUAUGCUCCGAGAUUUUAUCCGUUACAUCUGCCAUGCGCAAGAACUCCCGAUGGGCUGCAAGUGCGCAAACGCCACUGUACGCUCGGGAUGAUGCACUUGCAGCGAGCAUGGGUCUGAGACGCCAUGGAGGGAGCUCCGAUAUGCUUCAGGGAUCUUCCAAGCAGGAAGUCUUGCUCAUGGCGAACUUCCUUGAGCUGAAGAGAGAGGUCUUGGAUGCCCGAGAAAUCGAAAAUUUUCCUCUAUCCACGCUCCUUUCGCCAUUCUUCGCGUUGAUCCGUUCUCCAUUGUCAACGGGUCCUAUUACUUCCGCGGCGCUGGCGGCCAUCCAUACUUUCUUCGUCCUGGGAUUUGUUUCGCCUGACGCUCCCGAUCUUGAACAUAUUCUUGCGGAGCUCAGUAGUACCGUGUCGAAUUGCAAGUUUGAGGCGAGCGACGCGUCCGGUGACGAAGUGGUGCUGUACCGAAUCAUGGCUGUUAUUGAGCAGUGCAUGUGUGGUCCUGCUGGCAGUACUCUCGGCGAUGUAGAGGUUUGCGAGAUGUUGGAAACUGUUCUGACAAACUGCUGCCAAAUGAGACUUAGCGAAAUCCUUCGAAAAUAUGCCGAAUCAACUAUGCACGCGGUCGUGCGUCAAGUAUUCAGCCGACUGUAUUCACUCGACGCUGAGGAAGAAGAAAGAAAACUAGCGGCCUUAAAUACGGACUCAUCGGAGAACGAACUCACGAUGAAUGUACAAACGGGACAGAAUCCUCCGACCGAUGCUCCCUUUACAGCGGCACAAAACAAUCUGGAUCCUUCUACUCAGCAGGAUAACGCGACAUUGGUCGAAGGGAGCACGACUAAGAAAGAGGAUAAAGCUGACCCUAGCCGUGUACCAACUCCAGUGCCCAGAAGUGAAUAUGGGCUGCCGUCUAUUGUUGAAUUACUUCGUGUGCUCGUAAAGAUCUUAGAUCCAAACGACCGUACUCAUACCGACUCAACACGACUUACGGCUCUUCGUAUCCUUAACACCGCCUUCGAAGUUGCAGGUUCUCAGCUAGGCUUGUAUCCCACCUUAAUGAACAUCAUCCAGGACGAGGGCUGCAAGAAUCUCUUCCAACUUGCUCGAGCAGACAAUCCAAAUGUCCUAUACAUGUCACUGCGCGUCAUUUCGUCUAUGUUAGAGACAAUGCGUACGCAUCUGAAGCUUCAGCAGGAACUCUUCCUCUCUUUCACGAUUGACCGCCUCACCCUUUCUGCGCCUACAAGGGCACAAAUCGCAACUAUGGCGCAGCAAAAAGGUCUCAUUGCAUCACCACGACCUGGAACUCCGUACUCUGGCACACCUAAUGCAUCCACUCCGACGCUCGUCGAGCCGGACGAGGAGAACACUGGUCCAUCGAGACCCGCUAUUCUUCCGGCAAAGGGCGAGACGAGGGAGCUUAUGUUGGAAACAUUGAGUCAAAUUGCUCGAUACCCAGGAUUUAUGGUCGAUCUCUUCAUGAAUUAUGAUUGUGAUGUGAACUGUGAAGACCUCUUCGAGAAGCUUGUAAGCUUCUUGACCAAGGGAGUAUACGGCUUGCCUGUUGCAGGUCCCCGAGAAUUAGCUCAGCAGACGUCACAACUUCUGUGUCUUGAUUUACUACUCGAAUUCAUUAACGGCAUGUGUGAUAGGGCAAAUCAACAAGAAGGACCAUGGUCUCCGGACCUUCCAUCUCCUCAAGAAAUACUGGAAUCAAAGGCGCGGAAACGGCUUGUAUUAACAGGCGCAUCCCGUUUCAACACUAAACCCAAAGUCGGACUCUCAUUCCUGGAAGAGAAUGGCCUUAUAUAUGCAGAUCUGUCGGGCACAGUGAGUCGGCAGAAAAGUCUGGCAAAGUUCCUUAAGAGUUGCGCGAGGCUUGACAAGAAGCUCUUGGGAGAUUAUCUUUCGCGGCCUGAAAAUAUUGAUGUCCUAAAAGCAUUCAUCGAGUUGUUUGACUUCAAGGGUAAACCAGUAGCUGAUGCUCUACGGGAGCUCUUGGAGAGUUUCCGCCUGCCUGGAGAGUCUCAGCAGAUCGCUCGUAUCACUGAGACGUUUGCCGAGGUCUAUUUUGCUACUGGCCCGGCGGAAAUUAAAUCACAGGAUGCUGUCUACAUCCUGACCUACUCGAUCAUCAUGCUAAACACAGAUCAGCACAGUCCUCAAAUCCGCAAACGAAUGACACUGGAGGAUUAUCAAAGGAACCUCCGUGGGCAGAAUGACGGAGAAGAUUUCUCAACUGAGUUCCUCAAUAACGUUUAUGAGUCGAUCCGGAAACGAGAGAUCGUGAUGCCAGAGGAGCAUACUGGUCAGGUUGGCUUUGGUUAUGCUUGGAAAGAGCUAUUAGCCCGAACCCGAGUAUCUGGCAAGCUGUAUUCGAGCAAUUCGUCUGCUUUCGACUUUACUAUGUUUAAUUCAGUCUGGCGAUCUGUCAUUGCUGCCAUAGCCUUUGCUUUUACGACUUUCGAUGAUGACUAUACUGUGCAACGUGCUAUAACGGGCUUCAGACAAGUGGCGACGUUGGCCGGUCACUUCCAAUUACCAGAGGUCCUUGACUAUGUGGUCGUUUCUCUCUCGCAGGUGUCGAGUCUCGUUCCUGACACGCUCGUUACGCGGGUGCCUCACUAUCCUGUUGUGGAAGUGGAAGGACAGGAUGUGCAGGACGUGACAGUAUCCUCUCUUUCUAUCAAGUUUGGUACCAACUUCAAAGGCCAGCUAGCUGCGGUCGUACUUUUCACCAUCAUUAAUGGCAAUGGUAAUGCUGUUAGGGAGGGAUGGACGCAGAUUUUCGAGAUAUUUACGAACCUUUUUAUCCACUCAUUGCUUCCUGGACCGAUGCUCAAAGCGGAACAAUUCAUAAGCGAAAUACCCUUGCAUGCUACUGUACCCCAGCCUCGUCCAGCUCGGGGAGACGGUGGCCUGCUUUCUGCUCUGUCAUCGUAUCUCAUGACGCCCUACAGCUCAAGCUCUGAGACGAUACCGGAGGCUACCGAUUCAGAGAUUGAGAACACGCAAAUUACGAUCGACUGCAUAAAUGCAUGUCGGCUUGAGGAGUUAUAUUCACAAAUCCCUGCUCUAUCAGGUGACGCUCUCGUCUGGGCUGUCAGAGCGCUCGAGGCAUUGGCACAUGAACGAACAGUUGCGCGGCUCAAACAAGAAAUUGAUGAUACAACCGCACCGAAUUCUCCAACCCCAUCUCGCAAAUCCCAGCCACCACCUCAGUCUCUUUCUUAUGAUCCCGCAUCCGCCUUCUUGCUUGAGAUGAUGGUUAGCAUUAUCACCAAAACUCCUCAAUACAUUGAUGAGACAUGGCCCGUUGUGUACGAGCAUUUGUCGGCUUUGCUUUCCUCGGCGACUAGCUACAACAUACUCCUUGUUGAGCGUGCCAUAGCGGGAUUAUGGCGUUUGUUACUUGUUAUUGCGGACAAACCUGCACUACGAGACCAGCUAUACGUUUCUCUCGACCUGAUGGGAAGCUUACCGGCAACAGUGACAAAUUCUGUCGGAGAACAGAUCAUCGCUGGUGUCGUACAACUUGUAAAGACACGCAGGGAUAUUAUAAAGUCACAGACAGAAUGGAGCCUAGUAAUUGCCUUGAUGCGCCAGUCAAUGAAACAGCCUGCUGCUUCUAGGCAGUGCUUCGAUCUGUUGACGACACUUGUUGUCGACGGUACUGAGCAAUGUGUUACAACAGACAACUUUGCUGGUCUGGUGGGCUUGUUGGACGAAUAUGCGUCAGCCGCAGGUUCCGUCGUCGAAAAUGCAGGUCAUCACGAUAAGCGGAAAGAGGCGGAAACUCCGUUAUUCGAGCUGGCCCUCCAGCGCGGAAAACAAUCCGUCGAUCUACUCUUCGAUUUGAAGAAGUUUAUCCCCCGAUUCACGGAAAGCGAGCACGUUCCGGCAGAGCAAGUCUGGAAACAGUGUAGUCUUCCGCUUAUCUGUGCGCUCUCCCGACAAUGCACGAAUGCCUCUCGAGAAAUCCGACAUACGGCACUCAUUCACUUACAACGGAUCCUUCUGGGCCAACAGGUCCUUCUACCAGGUGUCGAUGGUGCUUCCGAAACCGUGUUCAGCCGGGUCGUAUUCCCAUUAUUGGAUAACUUGUUACAACCACAAAUUAUGAAACGUGACCCGCGCGGAAUGCCUGAGACGCGUCUUCGCGCAUCUGUCCUGCUGUGCAAGGUAUUCAUGCAGCUCGAGGUGAACGAUGAAGCGAAGGAGAAGGAGAUUCGUGAGUUGUGGAUGUCGAUUCUUGACUUGCUCGAUCGGUUGAUGAAUGCUGAUCGACGAGACCAACUCUUCGAAGCUAUUCCCGAAUCCCUGAAGAACGUCGUACUAGUCAUGAACGCAAUGGACAUCCUCGUCCCUCCUGCGCCCGAAGAUAAGAGGACUAAACGACAAAAAGAGCUCUGGGAUGUCACGCAUGAGCGCAUCGAGCGUUUCCUUCCUCGAUUCCUGGACGAGGUUAUCCCCUCGCCACCGCCGCCGCCACCUACUGCAGCUGCUCCUCCUACGACAGCGCUGGCACCAGCAAUCCCCGCUCCGGAAGCUGCAACUCCUUCGGAACCAUCUGCACAAGCAUAG
This is a messenger RNA of Fomitiporia mediterranea MF3/22, 4647 nucleotides long. Its product is annotated as Sec7-domain-containing protein. Gene Ontology annotation, molecular function: guanyl-nucleotide exchange factor activity. Gene Ontology annotation, biological process: regulation of ARF protein signal transduction. NCBI's taxonomy places the organism in Eukaryota, Fungi, Basidiomycota, Agaricomycetes, Hymenochaetales, Hymenochaetaceae. Bases 13 to 4647 code for a protein of 1544 amino acids. The transcript is spliced from 18 exons. The record is from RefSeq and is a predicted model, not a curated record.